AUGUCAGACUUACCUUUUGAUGCUGGCCUACGCGUAAAAUGGAGCGGCUUAUUUGAGUUGGGACUUGAAAUCCCUAUAGGUGUGACACCCGAUAGAGCACAGCAAUUGGUUCGAGUCAGUGUACCAUUGCUGGAAUUUGACUUGCCAAAUCUGCAUUUCUUAUUGGUGACGACAGCCAUUGACGGAAAAGUCUUGAAUAAUCAAUGCUACUACUUAUCAGGGUACAUUGGAUUGAUUUUGGCGGAGGGCAACCUAAGGAUGCACCCUACCAAUGAAUGUUUUGGCACUCCUCAACCAUCGGGCUCUCCUCACCCGAGAUCUAGUAAAAUGGGUGUUGAGGCCCAAGGACGUAUUGCCCGUAUCUGGCGUCGGGAGGGGGUUAUUGAGAAUGAAGUGGCAUGGAUGCUGAUGCUUACUCAUACUGCAAGCAGAUUGACCAAACGCGGCUUGGUCGCCAAACAUUCGAUUUUGGAAACAUCGUUGAUGUUGAAGUCAUUACGUUAG
This is a messenger RNA of Melampsora larici-populina 98AG31, 504 nucleotides long. RefSeq lists its product as uncharacterized. Lineage: Eukaryota; Fungi; Basidiomycota; Pucciniomycetes; Pucciniales; Melampsoraceae. The transcript has 4 exons. The coding region runs from base 1 to 504 and encodes 167 amino acids. The record is from RefSeq and is a predicted model, not a curated record.